AUGGCGGAGACCGGAACGGACCCGGCCGCUGCAGGCCCAGACACCACCGACAUCACCCCCGUCCCAGACUCAUCACAUCCCAAGGAACGCCAUUCUCUCACGCUGGACCAGCGUCGCUCCUUGCGGAAAUGGGCAAAUGAGCAGCCUGUGCGCCCGUCGCACAAGGCAUGCAUCGACUGGUUUUUUGCUCAGUAUGGCCACCAGAUCAGCCAAUCUACCGUGUCGCAUUCUCUUUCUCCCAAGUAUUCGCGGCUUGAUAGUGAGAACCCCCAGCUCUCGGGUUCGCGUCUCCGCUUCGGCAAUUGGCCCGACGUAGAAAAACUGGUGUUGCGAUGGUACCAGCAGGUGCAGGCUUCAGGCCGCCAGCCUACAAAUGAAGAGCUCGGCGAAAAGGCAAAGUCUAUUUUCAAUAAACUUCCGCGCUACAAGGAAGAGGUAUCGCCUGAGUUUUCUCCUGGUUGGAUCCAUCGUUUCAAGAAGCGAUAUGGGUUAUUGAUAAGGCGCCAGCGGCGACAUGGAGAAGGGGGGAUCAACCCGGCCGAGGACAUUGGCUAUUUGGCCGACUAUGUGCCACGCUUCAUGACUGUCGUGCCGGACACCAGUCUCCCAGCCCUGAAGGACCAAAUACUUCGGGCCGUAGGUGUCGAGGCAAGUCUCAGCACCUGUGCAUUAGUCCGCGAUGAAGUCCUAAGACGGAUGCCUGUGCCUUCUGAGGCACCCCCUCCCCAGCUCACACCCACCGAAUCACCUACUAUCCCUCCUCCUCCACCAGACGCGUCAAUCUAUGCAGAUGACGACCCUGAGGUUGUCCUUCAAAAUGCAUUGCGGCAGCUUCAGCAAGAAGAACAGGCCGCGGAGGAGCAGGCAGCAGCGGUGCGCGAGGAACGUGAACGACAAGAACGGGCCGGACUGGCACACACUGCAAUUAUGGCCACGCCUAAUAGACAGACAUCGUCUGACCCCAGAUACGCCACUCCGGCGCAGGACAUGGGCACGGAUCUGACUCUCACCCCCAUACAUUCAGAUGUGCCGAUUUCUACGAACGAUAAGCCAAUUAGAUGCCCAUUCUGUGUAAACCUCCGUAUGCUCCGAACCAUUAAGGAGGCGGUUGAGCAUAUGUCCACCCAUGUUGUGGUUUAG
This is a messenger RNA of Clonostachys rhizophaga, 1140 nucleotides long. The record is from the annotation of a GenBank genome assembly. NCBI's taxonomy places the organism in Eukaryota, Fungi, Ascomycota, Sordariomycetes, Hypocreales, Bionectriaceae.